Ilex paraguariensis (yerba mate) is the source of this 738-nucleotide messenger RNA. Lineage: Eukaryota; Viridiplantae; Streptophyta; Magnoliopsida; Aquifoliales; Aquifoliaceae. The record is from the annotation of a GenBank genome assembly.
AUGAAUAUGGAGAUGAAAGUUUAUGUUCUUCAGACAAAUCACGAUAUGGUUGAAUUUCUUGAGGAAAUUGAUUCUCGGUUUCUUAGGGAAGGCAGAAGGAUCAAGAAACAAUCCAAAUCAACGGCCAUCGAGGAUCGAUUUGGAUCCUCUGUGGUCUUCCCUGUAACUGGGAAUGUCUAUCCUAAAGGCCUAUGGUUAUGCGGUUUGCGUGCUCUCUUCAAUUGUGGAUUUCUUGGGAGAUUUUGGGGUUUUAUGAAUUUUCUGUUUGUUUACGGGGAAGAUUCUUGGUACUAUCAAGUGACACUUAACAUAGGCCACCCAUCCAAACCCUACUUUCUUGAUAUGGACACUAGCAGUGACCUCACCUGGCUUCAGUGUGAUGCACCUUAUACCAAAUGCACUCCAGUAAUUGUCAAUUCUUCAUUUUUUUUCCAUACAUGCAAAAUCACCCUAAAACUACUGCCCAUAGUCCAUAACCUCUGUGUGUUUGUGUGUGAAGGCCCCUCACACUCUUUACAAGCCAAACAAAACGUUGUCACAUGUAAGGAUACCCUCUGUGGUUCUCUUCACUGGCCUGGUAACCACCCUUGCGAAACCCCUCACGAGCAAUGUGACGACGAGGUCCAGUAUGCUGGUCAUGGUUCAUCUAUGGGUGUCUUGGUCAAAGACUCAUUUCCUUUAAGAUUCAUCAAUGGUAGUAUUGUUGGUCCCCGCCUAACAUUCAGGUUGGUUGCUUGA